ACUGCUGGAGAAGGUGGAGCUCUGUAAAUAUGCCCCAACAAAAGCAGCAGCGACAGUGGAGGCAUUUAGUGCCAGGGAGGGUGGAGCUAUGUAAAUGUGACCAAAAACAAGCAGAAGGGAGGGUGGAGCCAUUCAGUGCCAAGUGGACAGGAGCAGUGCAGGUGGUAUAUUCCUGACUGAAGAAGUGAACUCAGGCUGGUUACCUCCUAGAGAGAGGCUGAUCUGUUCCUGGACGUUGCCAUGAGGGCAAUUUGGCGUGUGAGGCAGACUUGGGCCUCUGUGUGGUACCGUGCGUGGGAGCGAAGCGAGCACCGGAGAACUGCCCGGUGUGCAGAAAGUGCGAGGAACCUCCACAUCUGCUCUGCACUGGUGUACAGAGAGAAUGGAGCUCACACAGACGUCCUGCGGCUGGAGAGACUGGCCUUAGCGCCACUGGAUAAGCACUGCGUGAGACUGAAGAUACUUGCUGCGCCAGUGAAUCCAGCUGAUAUCAACAUGCUAGAAGGAACGUAUCCAGUACGCCCACCGUUCCCUGCUGUUGGAGGAAAUGAAGGCGUCGGGGAGGUCAUGGAAGUAGGAAGUGAUGUCACCUCUUUGAGCCCUGGAGACUGGGCCAUUCCUGUGGGGGCUGGUUUUGGAACAUGGAGGACAGAAGCAGUGUGUGAUGCGAAUGACAUCAUCAAGGUUCCCAAGGACAUAUCUCUGCUGGGUGCAGCUACCAUUGGGGUCAACCCCUGCACCGCUUAUAGGAUGUUACAUGACUUCCAGCCACUACGGCCAGGGGACACUGUUAUUCAGAACGGAGCCAACAGUGCAGUGGGACAAGCAGUCAUCCAGAUUGCUGCAGCAUUAGGUGUCAAGACUAUAUGCGUAAUCAGGGAUAGGCCCAACCAACAGGAAGUGAUGGAGGAACUUCUGUCCAUGGGGGCAGACUAUGUGGUGACAGAGGAGACACUGAAGGGGUCAGAGAUGGAUAAAAUAUUCCAGGAGGUCCCAAGGCCUAAGCUAGGUCUGAACUGUGUUGGGGGUCCAUACAGCGGAUAUCUUCUCUCUCAACUAGAUCACGAAGGAACACUGGUAACAUAUGGAGGAAUGUCCAAGAAACCACUGCCAGUUCCUGCUAAAGUGCUAAUAUUCAAAAACAUAACUCUGAGGGGAUUCUGGAUGACCAUGUGGAAGAGAGACCACAGAAAAGGUAAACAGGAAGACCAACAUGAAACACCAAAGCUGCUUGGAGACAUUCUCGUAACCACCAUGUUUCUCCAUAUCAGACCCAGCCAAGCUGCAGGCCAUGGUCGCCUCCCUCUGCGACCUCCUGCAGUCCGGCCGCCUGUCCCUCCCCCGAUGCGUCCAGGUGCCAUUUGGGGACUAUGCGCAUGCCCUGGAUAUGACCGAGUGCGCCCAUCAGCAGAAGCAUGUCCUCCUCAUGUAGACUUCUUAUGGACCCAACGUCCAAAUGUCGACGAUCAUAAAAAGUGCACGGGUGCCAGACAAGCAUUAAUUAUUCAUUUAUUUACAUAAAAAGGCUUAGUGGUUAGCUCCGAGUUCAAAGGACCCUUCAACAGGUAUUCACAGUAAAUAAAUCACUCCACUCAAUUUACAUCGUCUACAGGAACCAUAAAUCUCUGGCAUUCCAUAACUUUCAAAUUUAGAUCAUACAGUAGUAUUUAAGUUUGCUGCCCAACGGAAUUGUGGGAUGUGACUUUUAGCAGAGGUCUAAGUCUACAUCAUACCUCACUUUUCCACACAGUGACGGUGUAUACACAGGGUGAGUGAUGUAAAUGUCGUAAUAGC
Molecule: messenger RNA, 1794 nt
Organism: Brienomyrus brachyistius
Lineage: Eukaryota; Metazoa; Chordata; Actinopteri; Osteoglossiformes; Mormyridae
Product: enoyl-[acyl-carrier-protein] reductase, mitochondrial
Exons: 9
Coding region: 241-1521 (426 amino acids)
Biological process (GO): fatty acid metabolic process
Cellular component (GO): mitochondrion
Molecular function (GO): trans-2-enoyl-CoA reductase (NADPH) activity
Source: RefSeq, a predicted model, not a curated record